Molecule: messenger RNA, 4878 nt
Organism: Epinephelus moara (kelp grouper)
Lineage: Eukaryota; Metazoa; Chordata; Actinopteri; Perciformes; Serranidae
Product: protein mono-ADP-ribosyltransferase PARP14
Exons: 21
Coding region: 1-4671 (1556 amino acids)
Biological process (GO): negative regulation of gene expression
Cellular component (GO): cytoplasm; nucleus
Molecular function (GO): NAD+ poly-ADP-ribosyltransferase activity; transcription corepressor activity
Source: RefSeq, a predicted model, not a curated record
AUGAGUAAAAAGCAGCUGAAUUUUCCUGCCCCACAUCUUCUAGACUUUCUCAAGACAGUGGAUCCCAUGGUGAUGUCGCAGUGCCUGUUCACAUCCCAAGGCAUCAGUGCCAUCUACAGCAUUGAGAGCAAAGGGCUCUUCCUGUUGGGGAGUUCUGAAAGUGUUCUUGCUGCUGCUGAGAGUAAGAUGAAGACCGCUUUAGCUGUGCAGACUCUGGAUGUAGAAGACCAGGAAGUUCUGAAACUUCACAACUGGGUGAACCUGAAACAACAGCUGUUGGACACCUACAACUCUGCGAAUAAGAGAACAGUGGCCAUUCAGAUCCACCCAGAGAGAAGAGACAAAGUAAUGGUGGCCGGCUUCCAGGAUCCAGUGAAAGAGGUCACCCGCAGUCUGAAGGAAUUCAUCGAGAACUACUCACGAGUUCAAGAAACCAUUCGUGUCGAGUCCUGUGCUGUUGUUCAGUUCAUUGGCAAGAAGAAAUCAGAAGAUUGGGUCAGUAUUGCCAAAGCUAAUGAUGUGGAAAUCCGUUUUGACUCAGAGAGGCCAAAAAUCAUCCUGGCUGGAGCUCGUCUCCAUGUCCAGAAAGCCAAAUUCUGCUUUCAGGAGCUGACUGGUGCUCUGUUCACUGACACCUUCAUCGUGGACAAGCCUGGAGCUAAGAAGUACUUUCAGACUCAAGGAAGCCUGUUCCUGUCUACAAUAAUGACAGAGUUCAGCUGUGUGGUAUUGCUUCGUCCAGAGAUUCAAGAGGAAGAGGAGGGAGAAGACUGCGAGGAAGAAAAUGGCCUUAGUUAUUGCAAAGUGAAGACCACGAGUGGAGUUCUGGUUUCCGUCAGCAAGGCAGACAUCUGUAGCUUCAAAGUGGAUGCAGUGGUCAACGCAGCUAACGAGGAGUUGAAGCACAUUGGUGGCCUGGCUUUAGCAUUGCUCAAGGCUGCAGGACCGGAGCUGCAGAAAACCAGCGACAGCCACGUUGCCAGGAAUGGAAAACUACGUCCAGGUGAUGCCAUCGUAACAGGUGCAUACAACCUGCCUUGCAAGCACGUUGUCCAUGCAGUUGGUCCACGGUUCUCUGACUUUGACAGGAAGACAUCAGUGUCACGUCUGAACCUCGCUGUUAAAAGAAGUCUGACACGAGCGGAGGAAGUGAACUGCUCAACCAUCGCGCUGCCAGCGAUCAGCUCAGGUGUGUUUGGUUUUCCUGUUGACCUCUGUGCUGAGACCAUUGCUCAGGCUGUGCGGGAGUUCUGCGACAGUCCAGGGGGUCCGAGAUCAUUGACAAAGAUUCACCUGGUGGACAACAAUGAUAAGACCGUGAGAGUCCUGGCCACAGCUGUCAACAAAGAGUUCAUAGACCUCGGACCUUCAAUGACACUGCCACAUGGGCAUCAAUGGGGUCGAGGUCAGAGCCAGUCGCCCAGGGGCCGUCGCUUUAGUGAAAGAGGAGGUGGAGGGACAGGCAAUGGAUUGUGGGGAGGUCUGCAAGGUAACAGCGGAGGUCACAGCCUCAGGGGACACGCCCGGUCCGGAGGGCAUGGAGGGUCGGGGAGAUUGGAGCAGACCACAGCUGAGGGUCUGAAGAUUGUUCUCUUGAAGGGAAACAUCCAGGACCAGACUUGUUUCAGCAGGGCGUUCAGAGGUCAGACUGUUCAGAGAAACAUCCAACAUGAAGCUCAGGGAUUCAACGAGUCACCAGUUAGAUAUUCACCUCGCCACUCCGCCUCUCCGCCACAGCAGUCCUCAGCCUCCUUCAGUCAGGUGUCGUCCCCCUCCCUCGGUGUGUAUCAGAUGAAGAUGGGUCAGCUCACCCUCGAGGUGUCAUCUGGAGACAUCACCAAGGAGGCCUGUGAUGUCAUAAUCAACUCCUCCAAUCAGGACUUUACCUUUAAAUCAGUGAGUUCUCCGAAUUACCAGCCUAGCCAGUUCAUCAUGACGUCAGGCGGCCUGCUGCCCAGCAGACACAUCAUCCACGUUGUCGGCCAGAACGAUCCUGCAAAGAUUAAGGACAUCGUUUACUCUUUGUUGAAUGGGCAUCAAUGGGGUCGAGGUCAGAGCCAGUCGCCCAGGGGCCGUCGCUUUAGUGAAAGAGGAGGUGGAGGACGAGGACGAGGUCUGCAAGGUAACAGCGGAGGUCACAGCCUCAGGGGACACGCCCGGUCCGGAGGGCAUGGAGGGUCGGGGAGGUUGGAGCAGACCACAGCUGAGGGUCUGAAGAUUGUUCUCUUGAAGGGAAACAUCCAGGACCAGACUACUGACGUCAUCGUCAACACCAUCUCAGAGGACAUGAACCUGAACCAGGGAGCUGUGUCCAAAGCGAUCCUGCAGGCGGCUGGUCACAACCUGCAGUCAGCUGUCCGGUCUGAAGCCGGGUCGUCCCCGUUGCCGUACGGCGACGUCGUCGUCACAGAUGGGUUUAACCUUAAGUGUCGUAAGGUCUUUCACACUGUUUGCCCAUAUUGGAACAACGGAGCCGGCCAGGCGGAGGAGGAGUUACUGUCCAUCAUCAGUUACUGUCUAGAGGAGGCUGAGAAAUGUCGGAUGGCGUCGCUGUCCUUCCCGGCCCUUGGCACCGGAAACCUGAGCUUCCCCAAAGACCUGGUUUCCAGAUUCCUGCUGCAGGAGAUCCACUCAUUCAGCCGCAGACUGAAUCCUCGCCAUCUGAGAGAGGUGGCCAUCGUUGUUCACCCGAGUGACAGCCAAACUGUGGAUUGUUUCAGCAGGGCGUUCAGAGGUCAGACUGUUCAGAGAAACAUCCAACAUGAAGCUCAGGGAUUCAACGAGUCACCAGUUAGACAUUCACCUCGCCACUCCGCCUCUCCGCCACAGCAGUCCUCAGCCUCCUUCAGUCAGGUGUCGUCCCCCUCCCUCGGUGUGUAUCAGAUGAAGAUGGGUCAGCUCACCCUCGAGGUGUCAUCUGGAGACAUCACCAAGGAGGCCUGUGAUGUCAUAAUCAACUCCUCCAAUCAGGACUUUACCCUUAAAUCAGGAGUGUCAAAGGCGAUCUUAGACAGUGCUGGGUUAACAGUUCGGCUGGAGUGCUCACAGAUAGUGAGUUCUCCGAAUUACCAGCCUAGCCAGUUCAUCAUGACGUCAGGCGGCCUGCUGCCCAGCAGACACAUCAUCCACGUUGUCGGCCAGAACGAUCCUGCAGAGAUUAAGGACAUCGUUUACUCUUUGUUGAAGUAUUGUGAAGAGAACAAGUUUAAAUCGGUCUCCUUCCCAGCGCUUGGAACAGGUCAGGGAGGAGCCAACCCGUCAGCGGUGGCGGACGCCAUGGUGGAUGCGGUGGUGGACUUUGUGAGGAAGAAGCACCCGAGGUUUGUUGACAGCGUGAAGAUCCUGAUCUUCCAGACGGUCAUGAUGACGGAGUUUCACAAGAGCAUGAAGAAGAGAGAGGGAGAGGAGGUGGUGGAGACGAGCGUCUUUACAAAGUUCAAAGACAGCGUCACUUCUUUCUUCAUGGGACUUGGGGAGGAGCGUCCCACUGCUGACCCUCUGGUUCUGGAGGGAGAGGAGUUUGAGCCCACAGUGUUUCAGCUGUGUGCUGACAACAAAAAGGCUGUGAGUCAGGCCAAGAGAAGGAUUGAGGAGCUGAUUGUGGCCGAGCAGGCGGAGAGAACCAUCAAAGACCAGUACAUCAGUAAGCUGUCACAGGCCGACAUGGACCAGCUGAAGGCCCUGCAAAGGAAACUGACGGUGAGCAUCCGUCUGGACCGAGGGCUGGAGGACCAGGAGCCCAACAUCCACCUGGAGGGUCUGACCAGAGACGUCUACACCGCUGAGUCCGAAGUCAGGGACAUCAUUCGGAAGGUGGAGAGGUCGGAGAACUUAAAGAGCAAGGCGUUGCUGCUGAGCGGACUGGUAGAAUGGCAGUUUGAGAGCCGCAGCGGGGUGAUGGUGCCCUUCGACAUUUACACCAACCUCACCCUGGAGGAGGCUCUGGAGAAGAAGGAAGAACGUGUGAAGAUCAAGAUCAACAAUGAGACAUACCACACUAAAGUAACACUUAGAAAAGCAGUGCCAGCGAACGGGCGUAAAGAGGUGGAGCUGCUGAGGAAAGAGGUUAAAGAUGACGCCGUUCUGCCGUCACACUGGGAUGACAUGAAAGGCGACCUCCUCAAACUGUUCCCUCUGACUGCGGGAUCUAAGGAAUAUAACGAUGUGGAGACAGAGCUGAAAAAGACCGGUCUCUCUGCAAACAUCAUCAGCAUUGAACGGGUCCAAAAUACGACACUGUGGCAGAGCUACCAGCUGAUGAAGAAACAAUUGGAGGUGAAGAACAAACAUACCAACAAUGAAAGGAAGCUGUUCCACGGCACCGGAGCCAACUCCAUCGAUCUCAUCAACAAACAAGGCUUCAACCGCAGCUACGCAGGAGCACAUGGUGCGAUGAUAGGCAAUGGCUCUUACUUUGCUGUGAACCCGGUCUACUCGGCACAAGGGUACGCCAAACCUGACGCCAGAGGCCACAAGCGCAUGUACCUGGCCAGGGUCCUGGUUGGAGACUUCACCAAUGGACGAAGCGGCUUGAUCACUCCACCCUCCAAAAACUCUGGGAAUGCUGCAGACCUGUAUGAUAGUGUUGCAGAUAACAGUUCCAAUCCAACCAUGUUUGUGGUCUUCAAUGACAUCCAGGCAUACCCAGAGUACCUGAUCACAUUUACAUGAUUGAUGCUACGAUCACAUUGUGUAACUGCUCCUAUUAACCUCAUUCUGUUCUUGUUAAAAUUCAGUCUGCAAAACAAUUUCAAUUAAUUAGAUGAUAUUAACUAACACUGCAUAUUUCCUAGAGGCGUGUUUCCAUUUUCUUGACUUGAACAGUCGCCGCAUGAUUAAAUAAAAAGAACACUGUUUUUGAGUAUAAGAUUAAAGUUA